AUGAUGCCUGAUGACCCAGGCCGAAAUAGACUGUUCCCGGACUGUCGAGUAUUUCCUUGUCUUUGCCGCCAUCAACCUCAUUAUUCGUUGACAUUGCCAUUCACCAUGUCUAAAACUACAAUCAACCCGCGCUCGAUCCAAAGUCGCCUCACGCACAUCCUUAAUCACUGGCCCUCCGAUGCUGUUCGCCCAGCUUCGGUCUCCGUCCAAACAUACAUUCAAUCCCGUCUCCAAUCAGCCAGCAAGUCCAGCCCAGAGAUCUCCGAAACCUCCACCAAGGCCCUAGAAGCCUUACUGGGCAAUCGUUUCGCGGCCAAAUAUCCUCUCCCGCAGAAGCUGCGCCGGCCAGCCAGCAAUCCAGAGCACUACGAUAAUGUUGUCCGCGAGUUUGCAGAGGCCCCGAACCGCGACUGGUUCGGACGUUUAAAGAAGAGAAUGGCUGGUAUCAUCCGCUUGACCUAG
This is a messenger RNA of Penicillium olsonii, 462 nucleotides long. NCBI's taxonomy places the organism in Eukaryota, Fungi, Ascomycota, Eurotiomycetes, Eurotiales, Aspergillaceae. The record is from the annotation of a GenBank genome assembly.